CUUGCGUGUACAGCACUACUUACGUUAAACCGUUUUUAUUACAAAACUAUUUUUGUACUUCGUUGUAGCGUAACGAAUUUAUUUAGGCUAAUGAAAAAUAAACAAUUGACUUUUAACGUACAGGCGUGACAAUUUCCAGGUUAAAAUAAUUAAUACUACUGUAAAUAUUAUUGUGUGAAGUUCGACAAAAAAAAAUGAGUCUAGACGGUGAUCGAAGCACUGACGAAUAUAUCGUCACGGCCCUGCAGAUCUUUCAUUAUUGCGGUGCUAAUAGUACUAAUACUUUACGGGUUGAUGAUUUAAUGGACAAAUUCGCGCCUUUUGUCAAAACAAAUAAGGCUGAGUAUAGUUAUCUCCGAUCACUAUUGGACCCCAAUCAGAGCAAUCCUGAGAUAACAGUUUCAAUGCUGGCAUCAACAUUGAACAAAUACAGCGAAAACCAAAAAGUUAAAGUUGACUUGGAUGAAAGUUUUAAUCUGAAGAGUGGACAGGGCCCACAUGAUUCUGAUUCUGGCAUAUCUACUGAUGGAUUUCAAUUGCUAGAAGAGUUGCAAUGCGAGUUGCGCGAAAAGUCCCACUUGGCCCACCAACUGCGCACGCAACUCGAAUACUCGGACCGGCACCACGAGGAGGCGCUGGCGGCGCUCAGCGCGGAGCGGGACACUCUGCGGGCACAUCUUAAUAUGUUACGCGAGGAGUCGUCGUCGCUGAGCAGGGCGCGGCGCGACUACGAGGAGGCGUGCGAGCGGCUGUGCGGCGCCGAGCGCGCGCUGGGCGACGCGCGCCGCGACCUCGACACGUCGCGCCGCGCCGCGCGCGUGCUCACCGAGCAGGUCGCGCUGCUGGAGACCGAGAAACUGACCCUCCAAGAAUUGUUAUCUAAAUCUAAAGAAGAAUGUCAUCGUAUCAACGACAUGUACGCGUCUCGGCAGUCCACCCUACUAGUAGAGAAUGAGACCCUGAGAACGGAGCAUGCUCAUCUAACAGCUCGUCUGCAGGACCAGGAUGAGUUUAUGCAACAUAUUAUAAAGGAAAAAGAUCUUCUAGAAAUGGAACUAAAAGAUAUGCUGAAUAAAUCCAAUCAAAAUCACUUGCGCUUGGACCGCUCAAUCGAUGUCAGCUACACGGAGGACCAGAUGUUAACAGCGCUGGACACUCUUAAUGCUGAUAGCAGAUUUACACAAGAAGGUUUGCUGGAUGAAGAAUCGUUUGUAAAGGCUCUCAAAGAGGAUCAGGGUCGGGCUACGAAUAUGUCCCUCUUCGAUGAAAUACGAUUGAGUUUUUGUAACAUGUCCAGACAUAAUAUCACCGAUCUCAACUCUACUCAGCCUUCCGAUAAGCUAUCAGAACACGACAACUCCCUAAUAACAGUUGCCACGCAAACAGAGAAUGAACUUUAUUCAGUAGACAUAAAGGACGAUAUUUGUAAAUUAUGUAAACAUAAAACUCAUGACGAUUAUGAUCCGUUAAGGAAUAGUACAACGCAAACUGAUGAAAAAGAACAGUAUUCGUAUAACAAUAAAGACGAUAUUUGCUUAAACGAUGAUGAAAUUCAAAAUAAAAUAAAAUAUGACAUUACAUUAAGUACAUCCUCUAGUCAAACGAUAGAUUUACCAUUAACUGACCCUCAUGCAUACAUACAUAACAUGCAAUAUAAAAAAAUCGGGACACAGAACAAAAUGACGAACACGAGUUGGCAAUUAUUGGAAGUGUUCAAAGACAUUGAAGUGAUGAAUUUCGGUACACAGACGGAUGCAAUUGAAAUUCAACCUUAUGCGAAUAACAAUAACAUACCAGUUUGUAUUGAAUGUCACAAGUGUGUUGAAUGCGAAAGAUUAAAUAAAUACACAGCGAAGUUAGAAAGUGAAUUAAAACACGCGCAACGUACUGCAGAAGAAUUGCAAAUAGAAUUACACAAAUAUGAAAUUAAUUUAAACAUAUUGAAGCGAUAUGUAGAUGACAGAAAUGAGGAUAAUCAUUAUUUGAAAACAGUUGUAGCAAAUUUAAGAGCCCAGCUUGAUGUACUAGAAGGCGCAUGCGCAAAUCAAUCAAUCAAUCAAGUCUAUGUCACACGCUCAACGGGAAAUCAGACAGAAAGUGAGCAAUCAUCGGUGUCCAUUCAGGCCGAUAUACCUUGCACCGACUGUGCUAAACGUCACACUCCACAUAGCGGUCUUGGGAAAUAUUUGUGGGAGCCGCUGAAGUGCGUGUUCCAGCUGCUGGCGGUGCUGUGCUUCGUGUGCGCGCUGUGUGCGCUGUGCGGCGUGUCGCGCGCUCGGCGCUCGUGUCGCGAGCCGCUGCCGUGGCGCUGGCUGCAGCUGCACGACCUGCUCGACCUGCUGCUGUCCGUGGAGUACGUCGCCGACGUACCCAUGUGAGGGCCUCGCCUACAAUUCAAUGUGUUCUGUUCUAUAACAUAUGUCUUAAGCUGUAAGUAGCAGAGUUAAAUACCAAAUGUUUACAUUAUUUCUGUUAAUUAUUGUAAUAUAAAAUUUGUAUAUGCCGCUUGUUAUACGAUAUACUUACUGCAAUCAGUUUUAACCGUUAUAAAUGUCAUUACUCAUUUUAAUGUAACUAUUACUGCAAUUAAAUUUGAAAAAAGUUAAUUGAUCUUGUAAAAUUUGACCUCUAAACACUACAAGUUACAUAAAAACUAGUAUAAAUACAUGUAUAAAUAUUGUAUAUUAAAAACUGGUGAUAUUUUAAACUUUUUUACUGGUGGUAGGGCUUUGUGCAAGCUCGUCUGGGUAGGUACCACCCACUCAUCAGAUAUUCUACCGCAAAACAGCAAUACUUGAUAUUGUUGUGUUCCGGUUUGAAGGGUGAGUGAGCCAGUGUAAUUACAGGCACAAGGGACAUAAAAUCUUAGUUCCCAAGGUUGGUGGCGCAUUGGAUAUGUAAGCGAUGGUUGACAUUUCUUACAAUGCCAAUGUCUAAGAGCGUUGGUGACCACUUACCAUCAGGUGGCCCAUAUGCUCGUCCGCCUUCCUAUUCUAUAAAAAAAAAAAAAAAAACUAUACUUUCUUAAUAAUCUUUGUCUUGAAAUAAUCAAUAUUGGCCAAAUAUUCAUGACAAUUUACAUUCAUAAAGGUUAUAUCUUUUCUGAAUACAUGCAAAAUUAUUUUGUAAUGAUUGCUGUAAACUUGACAGUAUAUUGACAAGUAAAAUAUAUGGAUCAUCCAUAGAUAUGAACGGAGCUAAAGUUCUUAAAAAAAUUAACCACUCUUUAGAAUGAGACAAAGCUAUGAAAAAUGUAAAAAGAAAAGCUCUGACAACUGCUGGCCUAACCAUCGCUUUGUCUCUCUCACACAUUCUUGCCCUUAUUUACUUCACUGGAUACGGUACCUUCAGUCCAUGUCUAUGAAAUCAACUUGUAAUGCCAAAUUAUAUAACGGCCAAUUUUUUUUUAAUUUUUCUUUGUUUUUUUUUUUCUUAUUAACAUAUUUCAUUUUAUCUUUUUGGAUUUUCUUUUCAAAUAAAAAGAUAAAACUGAU
Nymphalis io (European peacock) is the source of this 3494-nucleotide messenger RNA. RefSeq lists its product as uncharacterized. The record is from RefSeq and is a predicted model, not a curated record. Lineage: Eukaryota; Metazoa; Arthropoda; Insecta; Lepidoptera; Nymphalidae. Bases 195 to 2378 code for a protein of 727 amino acids. The transcript has 11 exons.